UACUGGUUGUCCAACAUGUCUUGCCGCAUCCGUAUACUCUCGUCGGUAGUCUGUCUCCUGCUGCUGCUGCUGGUGUCCUUCACCCAGGCAGAGCUCCGGCGUCGCGCCUUCACCGGCGCAUCGGGCGCCACCGCCGCGAAUAAGUUCAGUUCUCGUGUCGUGGGCGGCGAAGUGUCCGACGUUAAAGCGGCACCGUAUCAGGUGUCGCUGCAGAACUCCUACGGAAAUCACUUCUGCGGUGGUGUCAUCAUUCACGAUCAGUAUGUGGUCACGGCGGCCAGUUGUCUGGCUGGUCUGCGCAAGAACAACGUGAAGGUUGUGACCACCACGUACAACGAUUGGGGUCUAGACGGCUGGGAGUAUGCUGUGGAGGAGAUCAUUCCCCACUGCAACUUCGAUCAGCCGCUGUAUCACAAUGACAUAGCCCUGAUUAAGACAAAGACGCUGUUCGCAUACGACGAGGUUACACAGAACAUUACAGUAGCACCACUGGAGGAUCUGGUCGAGGGUGAGAAGCUUACUAUGUACGGAUGGGGCAGCACUUCGGCUGCCGGCGACUUUGAGUGGGAGCUGCGACAGGUCGAUCUGACCUAUGUGCUCACAGAGAAGUGCAAUGCCACCUACGGGGGCACUGCGGAUCUGGAUCUGGGACACCUAUGCGCCGUGGGACGGGUGGGCGCUGGAGCCUGUCAUGGCGAUGCCGGAGGACCGCUGGUCGACAGCCAGGGUCGCCUCGUAGGCGUCGGCAACUGGGGAGUGCCCUGCGGCCAUGGAUUUCCCGAUAUUUUCGCUCGCCUUAGCUUCUAUUACAGCUGGAUACAGUCCACGAUCAACGGCUGCAGCAUUUCCUAAGUAAUAAAAUGUGUUCCCAUUUA
Messenger RNA from Drosophila pseudoobscura, 875 nucleotides. Its product is annotated as chymotrypsin-2. NCBI's taxonomy places the organism in Eukaryota, Metazoa, Arthropoda, Insecta, Diptera, Drosophilidae. Gene Ontology annotation, biological process: proteolysis. The transcript is spliced from 2 exons. Gene Ontology annotation, molecular function: serine-type endopeptidase activity. The record is from RefSeq and is a predicted model, not a curated record. The coding region runs from base 16 to 852 and encodes 278 amino acids.